CCCAACGUGAAGAUGAAGGAGCUAUCGAGAGAUGACUUAGACGACAUUCACAAGUUCGCAGUCCAGUUGGGCAAAUAUGCUGGACAGAUGCUCAUGCAAGCUGCCAGGCUUCGCACAGGAGACACAGCCGCCCCUCAACAGCAACAACAAGAACAUGUGCAGAAGGCCAACGCGGUCGACCUCGUUACUGAAACCGACGAAAACAUCGAAGCAUACAUCAAAUCUCAAAUCACGUCGAAAUACCCAGCACACAAUUUCGUCGGCGAAGAAUCGUACUCGAAAGGAUCCUCGCGAGAGUAUCUGAUCGACGAUGCGCCGACGUGGUGCAUCGACCCGCUCGACGGAACCGUCAACUACAUUCACCUGUUUCCGAUGUACUGCGUCUCUAUCGCAUUCAUUUACAAAUCCAAACCCGUAGUCGGCGUCAUCAAUGCUCCUUUUUUGAACCAAUUUUUUAGCUCCUGCGCUGGGCGAGGUGCUUUUCUCAACGAAACUCAGCCUUUACCUCUUAUCCGGAAUCCGGUGCCUCCAAUGCCGGCCAAAGCGCCGAGCGGAUGUGUGUUUUCUUGCGAGUGGGGAAAAGAUAGGAAAGAUAUCCCGGAUGGCAAUUUGCAUCGGAAGGUUGAAAGUUUUGUGAACAUGGCUGCAGAGAUCGGAGGUCGGGAUGGGAAAGGAGGAAUGGUGCAUGGUGUAAGAUCCUUGGGAAGUGCUACAUUGGAUCUAGCGUACGUUGCUAUGGGUUCGUUUGAUAUCUGGUGGGAGGCUGGAUGUUGGGAGUGGGAUGUGGCCGCUGGAAUAGCUAUUCUCCAGGAGGCUGGAGGUUUAGUGACUACUGCGAAUCCACCAGAAAACAUUGAAACUAGCCCUAUUGAUGAAGUGAGGCUCGGAAGUCGGCUCUAUCUUGCCAUACGACCAGCCGGAGAGUCUAAAGACGAAACAGGGCGUCAAGGUCAAGAAAGGACUGUACGAGAAGUGUGGAAACGAGUGCGUCGUUUGGACUAUUCACGGCCUGGAGCAUAG
Periconia digitata is the source of this 1020-nucleotide messenger RNA. The record is from the annotation of a GenBank genome assembly. NCBI's taxonomy places the organism in Eukaryota, Fungi, Ascomycota, Dothideomycetes, Pleosporales, Periconiaceae.